AUGGGUUCAGGGAAUUUUCUUGGUGGUUCAAACGAAUCCGAUGGAUAUGGAUUUCAGCAUGAAUUAGAUGAUUACAUCAAUAGUUUUGCUGAGGAAGAUCAGUUUAGUCUAUUCUUCGAUGACACAUACUACGGCGGGUUCGGAGGAAACGAUGUUUCUCACCCCUUUCUACCCGACGAAUGCGCUCAGCCCCCGUUCGAUGUUCCGGAUUCCGCCAUCGACCCACGGCUAAGAGCAAAGCCAAGUAUACCCGCUGAAGAUCCUCAAACCCUCCUUCCUCACCCAUCAGCCAGCGUAGUAGCCCCCCCUCAGCCACUUCGCUCUUAUCCCUCUCAGGGCAAUGUAAACCUACUAUCCCAGACUCCCACGUUCUCCUCUCCUUCGAGAAAACUUCGUAGAAGGUCAAAGAAGGAUGAAAGUACUCAUAAUAAUAGCCCUGAAGCCAAGUACCCACUAUACGAUCGUAGGUUGUAUGAAUUGGCGACACAUCAUUAUACACCUCUUCGGGGUCAUUGUGUAGUCUAUAAACCCGUGCCCGAUGUUGGAAGCCUCAACGAUGGCCCUACGCCCCCAGAGAUCAGUCAAUCAGAAAUUGACGAGUUUUUAGCAUCUCUCGACUCGAUGUCAUUCGACAGUAUAGGGGACAUUGUGAUGACAGACCCCUCUGGUCCGGCUGCUCAACCUGUGAUCCAGCCGACGCCAACCCAUCAGUCAGUAUCUAUACAUAAUAAGCAGGAAUACGUUCGACACAUGCUCGCACCUUCUGCACCGCUUAUUCAACCCUCAGAAAAGCGAAAGCGCGGUAGGCCGAAGAAGGAUGAGGUCGACGAGUCGCAUCAAGAAGCAACCUCACCAAUUGAACUAAAUCUUUCUUACUAUCAAGGGAUAAACCAACCUUUCAUGCAAUCAACGAGUGUUCCGGGCCCAUCAAAUGUCUUGAGGCCACCUAUUUCUGCACCGCAAUACAUUCCCCCUGCCUACGGUAUAACUUCUCUCCCCACUCCGAGCUCCUCACGCUCAACUCCAAAUCCCGGAUCUGAGACAGGUGACGAAAACUCUCGAUCUCAUUCCAAGCGUCGAAGACUGGAUACUCGAGGUCAAAAUCGGUCUAUGUCUAAAAAGGAACAAGCAUACCUUGAAAUGGAUGACAAGGUCAAAUUAUACGAUCAAACAAACGUCCACGAAUUGCUUUACUACCCGUCAAUCAAACCGGGGCGUACUCCCUGCUUUUGGAUCCAAAGGCAUCCAUACGCCAAUACUCGUGUUUAUGAGGAUCAUUAUAGGACUUGGUGUCGAUACCGCCACUGCAAGGGCGUUGAAACAACAGAGUUAAUCCGUACCGCCUCAGGUGAGAUGCGAGAAAAGAACUACAAACAUCCACGAACGAUAAUUGCUGGGAACUACCAAGUCGCCGUGGAUUGGGAGUAUGCCACCGACGAAAUUUCAGCAUUCAAGAACGACCCUGAAGGCCAGCACGCCUAUGAUCGGCGCAAUGUUUUUGAUACUCUGGAGUGCUUUUUUCAUCUUAGGUGCUUCGAACAACUAGUUGAUUUUCCGCAUGUUGUCAGGACACAGUUGGUUCAAAUAGACCACCGAGUCUUACACCAGGAUAAAAGCAGAAACAAGAUCACUAAAAGGAAGAACAAAGGUGGGACGAACGCCGCAGAGAUCGAAUGGUACUUGAAAGACGAUGCUGAACAAUGGAUGAAAAGGACACAGCUAGAUUGGACCUUUAACCCUCUUCCUGGGAGCGACGAGAGCCUAGAGAGGGUAUUGUUGAACGGGAAGAAGCAAUACAACGAGAGGAAAGGAAGCAAAUAUAUGCUUCAGCCAGGAAGUGAAUUUGGAAGUCCAGCCCCUUCUGAGCUUUGA
Messenger RNA from Orbilia oligospora ATCC 24927, 1872 nucleotides. RefSeq lists its product as uncharacterized. The coding region runs from base 1 to 1872 and encodes 623 amino acids. Lineage: Eukaryota; Fungi; Ascomycota; Orbiliomycetes; Orbiliales; Orbiliaceae. The transcript has a single exon. The record is from RefSeq and is a predicted model, not a curated record.